Molecule: messenger RNA, 2863 nt
Organism: Trichoplusia ni (cabbage looper)
Lineage: Eukaryota; Metazoa; Arthropoda; Insecta; Lepidoptera; Noctuidae
Product: transcription factor SPT20 homolog
Exons: 6
Coding region: 621-2849 (742 amino acids)
Source: RefSeq, a predicted model, not a curated record
AGGCCCAAAUCUUGUGAAUAAUUAAUAUUAUCGGCCAUUCUACUUGCAUGAGAUCACAGAGUUAAGAACAAUAUUAAUACUUGAUUAUGAACCUUACUCACUUUAGAUAAAGCUGAUUAUAAAACAAUUACUAUUUCAAAAGUAAUUUCAAGAUGCCUUUCCGUUUAAAUCCGAAAAAAAAAUUCUUCGCCUUCCCACUCUCACGCGUCAUUAAUCUCCGUAAGCUAGACAGAGACGGAGGUAUAUUUGGUUAGUUUACUAGACACGCUCUGAGGAUAUUGGGGUCAUGGAACGUGUUUGAAUUUCGAAACACGUUCCGUCCAAUACCGUGCGCUGUUAUGCACUGUUUUAUCAUUGGUUCGGCUGCCUCCGUACCAAAAUAACAGGGUUUUAACAAAAUCGAUACGCGUUGUACGGGAACGUCGUUUUUCUGUCGCUCCGUCGUUAUCGCUUGUGGUUUCGUGGUAGGAUAGCUAUACUCUGUGGCCGUAUCUUUUAUGUUAUUCGUGCAGCCAUUCCAUUUCGAAAGAUGUCCGGAGUGAGUUUAAUCGUGACGUUUUGAUACGUUUUCUAUAGUUUUUUGACGUUUUAGAAGACACCAUUGCUGUGGAUCUGUGACGAUGCAGCAACAAAUAAGCCAGUCGGACCCCAUAGGGGGCCAGGGUAUGUCUCAACAGAUGGUGCUCUGCCCAGUGAGGUUUGUGUAUGAGACACAAGUGUUGGUGCAACCCGGCGAACAAAUCCAGCCCAACCAGACGUUCUUCAUCAACCCUCAGAACCCGCCACCAUGGAUGCAGAACAGGCAACCACCAAACCCAGUGGUCUACGUCCAACAGUUGCCAAACAACAUCGUACCACAAGUACAACAACAUAUGGACCAAAAUCAACUGUACUUACAGCAGAACUACGCCAACUUCCAGCUCCAACAACACAUGUUGGCGCAAAACGAGAUGAGGCCAAUGCAGAUAGCCAACAUUGUGCCAAACAUGGUCCAGAAUGUACAACAGAACGUGCAAAAUGUGCCAAAUGAUAGGAAUGUGCAGACCAACGGACAGAUGCAAGCAAAUAAUGUUAUACAGAACCAAAUGAUGAAUCAGAACUCCAGGCAGGUGGCCAACCAACCAAUGAACCAAGUUGAUGUACAGAGACAAGUGUUCAUGAACAUGAGGCCGCAAAUAUCUCACCAAGUCAACAUAACACGCCCAGUCAUGGCCAUCAACCAAAUGCAGAACAUGCAAACGUUGGCCAACUUGCAAAACGUACAAAUCCAACAAGCAAAUGUUGGCCAAAUAUUCCAGAAUGUCCAAAGACCGCCAAACCCGCAAAACGUGAACACAGUUCGGCCUCAAACAGUGCCACAGUCCCCUAACAAUGUUAUAAAUGUACAACCAGUAGCUAAAGUUCGUGAAAUUGCGCCUUCGGAAGCGAACAAAAUGAAUGCCGCUGUUGGGAGCACUGUACCUGUUAGGAACUUCUCGCAAAAUUACAACUGUAGACCGAUACAGCCGAGAAGGCGGUAUGUGCAGAAUAAUAAUACUAAUACUUUAGCUAGUGCAAUAACGAAGGCUCAAAAUCAACAUAUACCGGUCCAAUCACUCCCUCAAGGGUACAACGCUGAUAAAAACCAACAAAAUCAGCAAAACGUGACCAAUGUAGCAACAAACACGAAUUUUAUAAAUCCGAAUUUAAAUAGAAAGAGAAAAAGUGAAUCUCCAGAUGAGAUUCAAAAGAAAAUGGCCGUACAACCGAAUUUAAAACCCAAUUUUGUACCACAACAGGGUGUAACAAUAACCAAGUUAUGUAACGAAAUAGGUACUAAUACGAGCCCUGUACAUAAGCCGGCGACUGUAAAUAAUGCUAAUAAUAGUAUAAAUAAUGUAAUAAAUGUAACACCAAGCCCAGCAUUUCAAGUUAACCCACAAAUGUUGGUCCCACAAAUGGUAGUCGACAGCCCACAAGUGGACAACGCUGUUAAAAAGUUGCCAGAACCAGUGCCACCCUCAUUAAGUGAAAAAGAUAAAUUAGUUAGAAAUACAGUGUAUACGCAAGCAAGAGGCAGGUUGCUACAGGAUAAAGAAACUAUUAAACCUCAAGAGACACUAGAAAAUGUAAAUCUAGCCACAAAUAUAGUCAAUACUGAAGUUCAGACUGAAAAUGUACAGCCUGAACCUGAAAAAGUUGUAAUCCAGACUGAAACACAGGUCGAAAAGGCAGUCAUGGUUGAUCUACCUAAACCGGUAAUCCCUGUUCCAGAAAAGAUAGAACAAGUUAUUGAAAAUAAGCCACUAGAAGAAAAAAUACCUGAAAAAGUUGUUGAAGAAACUAGUGUGAAAAGUGAAACAAAGAGUGAUGAGAAAGAGGGUGAAAAGAUAGUUUUGAAUAAGGAUAAAGACUUUAUUUUGACGCAUGUCGUCGAUGGAUAUGUGAUUCAAGAAUCGAAUUUCGCUUUCCCAAUUCGAAAACCAUUGAAAGAAAAGACUCUAUACACGAACAGCAAAGAAGAUGAAACUGACGCGUUAAAGGAAUGUAUGAAAGAGGAGAUGAAAAGUAAUGUUGACAUCCCUCUCUUGCCGUUCCACUAUCUCUUACUCAACUGCGAGAAGAAGGAAGAAGUAGAAGAGAAAAGCAGUAAUCCCUUUGACAAACUACAGCAGACUACUGUUAAGAGUUGGACGGUGGACGAUCUAUCGCAACAUCUCCUGAAAUUCGACUGGAAGGACACAGUUUCAGUCCUUCAGGACCACGAAAUCGAUGGCGAGUCCUUGUUCCUGGUCUCCAAGUCCCAACUCAUGAACAUAGGUGUGACCGAGGAUCAUACCGAGACCAUUUGGGAGUUCGUCAGGAGCUGAUCACUAAAUGAAGA